AUGAAACUAGCUAACCAGUUUUCAAUUGAAGGUCUUCUUUCACCAAGUUAUAGGCUUGAAGGUUGUAGUUUUUAUUCAAAAAUAGCUAUUACUAGUGGGGCACCUGCACUUAUGCUCGCGAUCGACUACGGGAACAAGCUGACAAAUGUGAUAGCCAAUGGUCCAUCAAUAAUACAAAGACUUAUACCUCAUCAAUAUCUAAAGACAAUUGCUCAUGAUUCCGCUCUCACUAUGCCUACGCCAAAAGAGCUCCCAAGUGAGCCUCCAAAGUAG
Molecule: messenger RNA, 273 nt
Organism: Dovyalis caffra
Lineage: Eukaryota; Viridiplantae; Streptophyta; Magnoliopsida; Malpighiales; Salicaceae
Source: the annotation of a GenBank genome assembly